Molecule: messenger RNA, 828 nt
Organism: Priapulus caudatus
Lineage: Eukaryota; Metazoa; Priapulida; Priapulimorpha; Priapulimorphida; Priapulidae
Product: transmembrane protein 131-like
Exons: 9
Coding region: 1-828 (275 amino acids)
Cellular component (GO): membrane
Source: RefSeq, a predicted model, not a curated record
AUGGAAGUUGAAUACAGAACUUGCAUUCUGGUGGUGGAGAUGUAUUCGAGUGGUGGCGAUCUUCACUUAGAGUUACCGACGGGAGAGAAGGAGGGUCCUACAAAUCUAUGGGAAAUCGGACCACAUGAAACAAAAUCUGUGAUGCGGUUGAAUUUUAUGGGUCGAGAAGAGAACAACCAUACUGCGUUCAUUCGAAUACGGACGAAUAAAUCGCAGGAGAAUGAAUAUCUUAUUCUGCCGAUGGAGGUAGAGGUCACCAAAGUUCCUGGCAUCUACGCUCACGCUGGCCUGCUAGACUUUGGCACGCUGAGGACCCAUGAUCCGCCGGAGACCCUUCGACUCAACCUCAUCAAUUCUGGCCUCAAGUCUGUGCACGUCACUAAUAUAGAGAGCAGCCCACCGAAUCCCGCCAUACAGAUAGAGUUUCGACCGAUAAAGCUUAGCUCUGACAUAACACGCUUCACUACAGUUGCCUUCAUCACAUUCACCGCUUCAAAGGCCGUCAGUCCGAAACAGUGGUCGGGGAAGAUACAAGUGCGGACGAAGAAUAGUAACUACAAGCUGACCGUGCCAUAUUCGGCUAACGUCCUGCAUGGGUCGUUGAUACACGAACACAACAUAAUUAUAAUAGUGCUCAGCUUUGCGCCAGAUUCGAGCAUUGCACCGCAGCAGACGCGCUCACUGUUCAGCCUCGACUUUCAUCCGAACAGCACAGAGUUCAGCUUCAGUACGAACAUACGCCUGUACACAAAUGCGUCGGAUUUUCUCAUCCCACUCAUCUGCUAUAAUGGCAAGCUUAAGUUAAUUGCAGAAAUUCCCGAGGUUUGA